Molecule: messenger RNA, 1401 nt
Organism: Acanthosepion pharaonis
Lineage: Eukaryota; Metazoa; Mollusca; Cephalopoda; Sepiida; Sepiidae
Source: the annotation of a GenBank genome assembly
AUGCGGAAUAAACUCACUCACAAUAGCUUUAUAGCAGAUGUUCUUUUCCCUUUGGUUUACUGCACAUGUGUCAGGAUUUUUUUCAUCCCUCGUUUACUGUUUCUUGCCUUUUCCUUCCAGCUUUAUUUCUUUCUUUUAUUACUGUCUUUCAUUUCAUUCAGCUUUUCAUUCAUUUUUCCUUUCCUUUGUGACUAUCCCUCAAUUUCUUCUUCUUUUAGCUGCUUUUUCAUAGAUUUCCCUUCAUGUUUAUCAUUUUUUUCCCUUCAUAUUUCCCUUCAUGUUUUUCAUUCAUUUCCCUUCAUGUUUUUCAUUGAUUUCCCUUCAUGUUUUUCAUUCUUUUCCCUUCAUGUUUUUCAUUCUUUUUCAUGUUUUUUCUUUUCUUCAUGUUUUUCAUUGAUUUCCUUCAUGUUUUUCAUUCUUUUCCUUUAUGUUUUUUCAUUUUUUCCUUUAUUCAUGUUUUUCAUUUUUUCCUUCAUGUUUUUCAUUCUUUUCCCUUUUUUUCAUUCUUUUUUUCCUUCAUGUUUUUCAUGUUUUUUUCAUUUUUUCAUUCAUUUCCCUUCAUGUUUUUCAUUGAUUUCCCUUCAUGUUUUUCAUUCUUUUCCCUUCAUGUUUUUCAUUCUUUUCCCUUCAUGUUUUUCAUUUUCCUUUCUUUUUUCCUUAUCCCUUCAUGUUUUUUUCAUUGAUUUCCUUCAUGUUUUUCAUUCUUUUUUCCCUUUCAUGUUUUUCAUUCUUUUUCCUUCAUGUUUUUCAUUGAUUUCCCUUCAUGUUUUUUCAUUCAUUCAUGUUUUUUCAUUUUUUUGUUUUUCUUUUCAUGUUUUUCAUUCUUUUCCCUUCAUGUUUUCAUUCUUUUCCUUUGUUUUUUCCUUUUCCUUUCUUCAUGUUUUUCAUAAUUCAUUUUUUCAUUCUUUUCCCUUUAUCAUUUUUCAUUUUUUCCCUUCAUGUUUUUCAUUCUUUUCCUUUCAUGUUUUUUCCCUUCUUUUUCCUUUCAUGUUUUUUUCUUUUCCCUUUCAUUUUUUCUUUUUUCCUUCAUGUUUUUCAUUCUUUUCCCUUCAUAGAUUUCCUUCAUUCUUUUCCUUUCUUUUCCUUCAUGUUUUCAUUCAUUUCCCUUCAUGUUUUUUCAUUUUUCCUUCAUGUUUUCAUAUUUCCUUUCAUGUUUUCAUUCUUUUCCUUUCAUGUUUUUUCAUUGUUUUUCAUUUUUUCUUUUUUCCUUCAUGUUUUUCAUUCUUUUCCCUUCAUGUUUUUCAUAGAUUUCCCUUCAUGUUUUUCAUUGAUUUCCCUUCAUGUUUUUCAUUGAUUUCCCUUCAUGUUUUUCAUUCUUUUCCCUUCAUGUUUUUCAUUUUUUCCCUUUGUUUUUUUUCCUUGUUUUCCCCUUUUUUUCAUUCUUUUCAUGUUUUUCAUUGA